Molecule: messenger RNA, 771 nt
Organism: Purpureocillium lilacinum
Lineage: Eukaryota; Fungi; Ascomycota; Sordariomycetes; Hypocreales; Ophiocordycipitaceae
Molecular function (GO): phosphatidylcholine lysophospholipase A1 activity
Source: RefSeq, a predicted model, not a curated record
AUGUCCAGAAACGCCCCGCUCAGGAUCCUCUGCUUCGGCGACUCCCUCACGCAGGGCUUCUACAGUGGUGGUUUUGGCGAGCACCCGUACGCUAUCGGAAUGACGGCGCGCCUCCGCGCUGCGAUUCCGGACCGGGACAUUUGCGUGGACACGAGCGGGGUUCCUGGCGAUGUCGUCUUGCACGAGCCCUUCCACGAGCGCCUUAAGAAGGCCUGCGAUUUCAUACAAUACGACUGGGUCAUCAUGCUAGGCGGGACAAACGACCUGGCGUACUACUCGGAGACACCACUUCGCAUCCUUGACGCCCUCAGGGCGGCCUGGGCAAUUCCCAUGUCCAGGGGCAUCAAAGUGCUUGCCCUCACGGUGCCCGAGAGCGCUACUCGGGUACGGCAAGUAAUCACUGCCAGACGUGAGCUCAACAAGGCCAUCCUCGCGCACACCGAGCCCAAUUUCUACACCAUGGACUUGCACGACAAGAUCCCAUAUCACUCACUCUCCCCGGAAGAAUGCGAGAGGUACUGGGACGAUGGACUGCAUCUCACCGACGUCGGAUACGACUGGAUGGGCGGCCACAUCGCCGACGCAUUCCUGAAACUCCACAAGGAUGAAGCGGCUGAGGUGGCCAAGCCACGGACUCCCGGGCAGCCACUGACUCCCAAGCAGCCCGCGAAAUCGGCUCGUGCCGACAAGAAGACGUUUGAGGAGGAGUUGGGCGACCCCAAGAACCUUAACGAGGGCUACGUCGUGGUGAGGAAGAAGGAUUUGGACUAG